AUGAACGCACCCGAAGGAGAGGUUAGGUUCGUGCCCAAGCAGGCUCUAGCGCCUACACCCCAGCUAUACGAUGAACUCGUUUUUGAUAGCAUGGAAAAUCUUGCCAAAGCUUCUCUUGACGGGUGGCCUGUCGAGGAGAACUGGGAUAAGGCUAUCAACAUCAUGUCAACAUCAUCAAGCAAGAGCUUAAGAAGACUGACGGGUAUCAGGAACUUCCGGGUGGUAAGAGCCUACUAA
This is a messenger RNA of Daldinia loculata, 237 nucleotides long. RefSeq lists its product as uncharacterized. Bases 1 to 237 code for a protein of 78 amino acids. The record is from RefSeq and is a predicted model, not a curated record. Lineage: Eukaryota; Fungi; Ascomycota; Sordariomycetes; Xylariales; Hypoxylaceae. The transcript is spliced from 2 exons.